Molecule: messenger RNA, 1226 nt
Organism: Penaeus vannamei (Pacific white shrimp)
Lineage: Eukaryota; Metazoa; Arthropoda; Malacostraca; Decapoda; Penaeidae
Source: RefSeq, a predicted model, not a curated record
CCUACGUGAACCGCUUCGCCGUGUGGCGCGCGGUGAUCCAGUGGCAGAAGUACACCUGCCUCAAGUUCCGGGAGGUGAGUCCCACCUACAGCGGCCCGCACCUCCGGAUCCAAAGGCAUGCAGACGACUGCAAGUCUUAUGUUGGAGUGAUUUCUUCCAGUGGCCAGGACUUCUACAUCUCUGAGGACUGCGAGAGGCAUCAAGGUGACUUAUUGCAUGAGCUCGGGUACGCCAUCGGGUUAUGGCCCACAGAGUCACGCACGGAUCGAGACAGUUACGUGCAGAUCCUCGAGGCAAACUCACUGCCGGAUGUGUCGGCCAACUUCCCUGUCGUCGCCGAAAGCGAUGGCAGCGUCCCGUACGACUACUGCUCCAUCAUGCACCACCACGGGAGGAUAUUUACAAGCAACGGCAAAUUUACGAUCGCUACGCUAAACCCACUUUACCAAGGAGUUAUUGGCCAGCGCCUUAAAAUAUCUCACAUGGAUUACCUGAGAGUCAACAAAAUGUAUCAGUGUUCAGACAAACUACUGAGCCAGUGCUCACUGGCAAGCGACCCUUGCCAAAACUACGGAAUCUUGAACAAGCUGUGCAGCUGCACUUGUCCCGACGGCACAACGGGAACAAACUGCGAGACGGUGGAGACGCCCUACGAAGAAACUUACCUGUCGCCCUUCUCAGAGGUCAUUUCUUCGCCGACUACAUUAACGUCACCUGCCGACAUGUUAUUUCCGACAGAGGUCAAGUUCACGAAGGUCAUCGUGGCACCUGCCUGUCACAGGGUUGUCGCACAGUUUACCAAUUUUGAUAUAUAUCAGAGGACUCUUCACUACGUUGACGAGACAACAACUCAAAAUAUCUGCUGGUAUGAUGCUCUGAAUAUACAGAUAGACGACUCGCUGGAUGGGGAAUGGUACUGCGGAGAAGAGCUGCAGGGACAGACGAUGACAUCGAUCGAUAAUCAGAUGAUCUUGUACUUUAAAAGUAACCUGAACUUUAUGCCGGGCUGGUCAGCUGACAUCGCCUUCGAAGAAAUGCCUGGCUGCAUGAGUACAGUAACUUCAAGUACAAUGGACACGAACGAUGACUGUUAUUGUUUUUCAUCAACUACGUCAACCACAACCACUUCAACAAGUACCUCCACAUCAACAUCAACCACUUCAACAAGUACCUCCACAUCAACCACUCAACAAGUAACGUCAACAAGACAAGAGUCAACAAGUACC